Messenger RNA from Brassica rapa (field mustard), 333 nucleotides. RefSeq names its product ARGOS-like protein. The record is from RefSeq and is a predicted model, not a curated record. Gene Ontology annotation, biological process: positive regulation of organ growth. NCBI's taxonomy places the organism in Eukaryota, Viridiplantae, Streptophyta, Magnoliopsida, Brassicales, Brassicaceae.
AUGGAUACGACAAGAGAUAACCGAAAAGACAUGAGUUUUCGUGGAUCAGCUCAAGCUCCUAUGAUGAGUAAGCAAGAAUAUAUCCGGACUUCUUCUCAGGGCAGCAAACCGAGGAAGCUAGUAACGGCGAGUUACUUCAGUUUAGAGUCAGUGGUUGUUCUUGUUGGUCUCACAGCAUCUCUCUUGAUCCUUCCCUUGAUUCUUCCACCAUUGCCUCCUCCUCCCUUUAUGCUACUUCUCAUUCCUAUUGGGAUUAUGUUUCUGCUUAUGGUUCUUGCUUUUAUGCCUUCUUCUUCUAAUGCCAAACAUUAUUAUUACUAUACAGUUGCAUGA